GCACCUCCGCGCUCCUGCGCCGCCUCGGCGCGCCCGGCCGCCGAUGCGCUCAGUGGCCGAAGCUCCUCGGAGUCCCGCGGCGGGCACCGAGUGUCGCCCCUUCGCCGCAGCCAAGUGGCCCGGGUGGCGCUCGCUCCAGGGGCCGGCGCCGCGGAGCGGGCGGGGCGGCGGCGGCGGCGCGGCCUCUGGACAGUAUCCCUCCGCCGCCCCUCCCCCGCCCGGACCUGGCCCCCCUCCCUCCCGGCAGCGCUCGCCUCCCUCCGCCUCAGACUGUUUUGGUUGCAACGGCAACGGCGGCGGCGAGUUCCGGCCCGGCUCCCCGCAGCUCCUCGGUCUCGGCGGGCCUCCCCGCCCCUUCGUCGUCCUCCUUCUCCCCCUCGGCAGCCCGAGUGCCCCCCCGGCCGCGCCAACCCGCGCCUCCCCGCUCAGCGCCCGCGCGUCCCCGCCGCGCUCCGGCGUCUCCUCGGCGCGCCCAGCUCCCGGCUGUCCCCGCCCGGCGUGCGAGCCGGUGUAUGGGCCCCUCACCAUGUCGCUGAAGCCCCAGCAGCAGCAGCAGCAGCAGCAGCCGCAGCAGCCGCCGCCGCCGCCGCCGCCCGCGGCUGCCAAUGUCCGCAAGCCCGGCGGCAGCGGCCUUCUAGCGUCGCCCGCCGCCGCGCCUUCGCCGUCGUCGUCUUCGGUCUCCUCGUCCUCGGCCACGACUCCUUCCUCGGCGGCCGCUGCGACCUCCGGCGGCGGGAGGCCCGGCCUGGGCAGAGGUCGAAACAGUAACAAAGGACUGCCUCAGUCUACGAUUUCUUUUGACGGAAUCUAUGCAAAUAUGAGGAUGGUUCAUAUACUUACAUCAGUUGUUGGCUCCAAAUGUGAAGUACAAGUGAAAAAUGGAGGUAUAUAUGAAGGAGUUUUUAAAACCUACAGUCCGAAGUGUGAUUUGGUACUUGAUGCCGCACAUGAGAAAAGUACAGAAUCCAGUUCGGGGCCAAAACGUGAAGAAAUAAUGGAGAGUAUUUUGUUCAAAUGUUCAGACUUUGUUGUGGUACAGUUUAAAGAUAUGGACUCCAGUUAUGCAAAAAGAGAUGCUUUUACUGACUCUGCUAUCAGUGCUAAAGUGAAUGGCGAACACAAAGAGAAGGACCUGGAGCCCUGGGAUGCAGGUGAACUCACAGCCAAUGAGGAACUUGAGGCUUUGGAAAAUGAUGUAUCUAAUGGAUGGGAUCCCAAUGAUAUGUUUCGAUAUAAUGAAGAAAAUUAUGGUGUAGUGUCUACGUAUGAUAGCAGUUUAUCUUCAUAUACGGUGCCCUUAGAAAGAGAUAACUCAGAAGAAUUUUUAAAACGGGAAGCAAGGGCAAACCAGUUAGCAGAAGAAAUUGAGUCAAGUGCCCAGUACAAAGCUCGAGUGGCCCUGGAAAAUGAUGAUAGGAGUGAGGAAGAAAAAUACACAGCAGUUCAGAGAAAUUCCAGUGAACGUGAGGGGCACAGCAUAAACACUAGGGAAAAUAAAUAUAUUCCUCCUGGACAAAGAAAUAGAGAAGUCAUAUCCUGGGGAAGUGGGAGACAGAAUUCACCGCGUAUGGGCCAGCCUGGAUCGGGCUCCAUGCCAUCAAGAUCCACUUCUCACACUUCAGAUUUCAACCCGAAUUCUGGUUCAGACCAAAGAGUAGUUAAUGGAGGUGUUCCCUGGCCAUCGCCUUGCCCAUCUCCUUCCUCUCGCCCACCUUCUCGCUACCAGUCAGGUCCCAACUCUCUUCCACCUCGGGCAGCCACCCCUACACGGCCGCCCUCCAGGCCCCCCUCGCGGCCAUCCAGACCCCCGUCUCACCCCUCUGCUCAUGGUUCUCCAGCUCCUGUCUCUACUAUGCCUAAACGCAUGUCUUCAGAAGGGCCUCCAAGGAUGUCCCCAAAGGCCCAGCGACAUCCUCGAAAUCACAGAGUUUCUGCUGGGAGGGGUUCCAUAUCCAGUGGCCUAGAGUUUGUAUCCCACAACCCACCCAGUGAAGCAGCUACUCCUCCAGUAGCAAGGACCAGUCCCUCGGGGGGAACGUGGUCAUCAGUGGUCAGUGGGGUUCCAAGAUUAUCCCCUAAAACUCAUAGACCCAGGUCUCCUAGACAGAACAGUAUUGGAAAUACCCCCAGUGGGCCAGUUCUUGCUUCUCCCCAAGCUGGUAUUAUUCCAACUGAAGCUGUUGCCAUGCCUAUUCCAGCUGCAUCUCCUACGCCUGCUAGUCCUGCAUCGAACAGAGCUGUUACCCCUUCUAGUGAAGCUAAAGAUUCCAGGCUUCAAGAUCAAAGGCAGAACUCUCCUGCAGGAAAUAAAGAAAAUAUUAAGCCCAAUGAAACAUCACCUAGCUUCUCAAAGGCUGAAAACAAAGGUAUAUCACCAAUUGUUUCUGAACAUAGAAAACAGAUUGAUGAUUUAAAGAAAUUUAAGAAUGAUUUUAGGUUACAGCCAAGUUCUACUUCUGAAUCUAUGGAUCAACUACUAAACAAAAAUAGAGAGGGAGAAAAAUCAAGAGAUUUGAUCAAAGACAAAAUUGAACCAAGUGCUAAGGAUUCUUUCACUGAAAAUAGCAGCAGCAACUGUACCAGUGGCAGCAGCAAGCCGAAUAGCCCCAGCAUUUCCCCUUCAAUACUUAGUAACACGGAGCACAAGAGGGGACCUGAGGUCACUUCCCAAGGGGUUCAGACUUCCAGUCCAGCAUGUAAACAAGAGAAAGAUGAUAAGGAAGAGAAGAAAGACGCAGCUGAGCAAGUUAGGAAAUCAACAUUGAAUCCUAAUGCAAAGGAGUUCAACCCACGUUCCUUCUCUCAGCCAAAGCCUUCUACUACCCCAACUUCACCUCGGCCUCAAGCACAACCUAGCCCAUCUAUGGUGGGUCAUCAACAGCCAACUCCAGUUUAUACUCAGCCUGUUUGUUUUGCACCAAAUAUGAUGUAUCCAGUCCCAGUGAGCCCAGGCGUGCAACCUUUAUACCCAAUACCUAUGACGCCCAUGCCAGUGAAUCAAGCCAAGACCUAUAGAGCAGGUAAAGUUAAAUACCUAGAAUUGGAAUUGCUGAGGUAUGUACCAAAUAUGCCCCAACAGCGGCAAGACCAGCAUCAUCAGAGUGCCAUGAUGCAUCCAGCGUCAGCAGCGGGUCCACCAAUUGCAGCCACCCCACCAGCUUACUCCACGCAAUAUGUUGCCUAUAGUCCUCAGCAGUUCCCAAAUCAGCCCCUUGUUCAGCAUGUGCCACAUUAUCAGUCUCAGCAUCCUCAUGUCUAUAGUCCUGUAAUACAGGGUAAUGCUAGAAUGAUGGCACCACCAACACAUGCCCAGCCUGGUUUAGUAUCUUCUUCAGCAACUCAGUACGGGGCUCAUGAGCAGACGCAUGCGAUGUAUGCAUGUCCCAAAUUACCAUACAACAAGGAGACAAGCCCUUCUUUCUACUUUGCCAUUUCCACGGGCUCCCUUGCUCAGCAGUAUGCGCACCCUAAUGCUACCCUGCACCCACAUACUCCACACCCUCAGCCUUCAGCUACCCCCACUGGACAGCAGCAAAGCCAACAUGGUGGAAGUCAUCCUGCACCCAGCCCUGUUCAGCACCAUCAGCACCAGGCCGCCCAGGCUCUCCAUCUGGCCAGUCCACAGCAGCAGUCAGCCAUUUACCACGCGGGGCUUGCGCCAACUCCACCCUCCAUGACACCUGCCUCCAACACGCAGUCGCCACAGAAUAGUUUCCCAGCAGCACAACAGACCGUCUUUACAAUCCAUCCUUCUCACGUUCAGCCGGCGUAUACCAACCCACCCCAUAUGGCCCACGUACCUCAGUGCGCCAGUGAGGCUCUGGCAAGGUGUGGGCUAGAGAUGCGACUCAGUUGGAUCUAUCUCUCAGAAGGCUACCUUGCUCAUGUACAGUCAGGAAUGGUUCCUUCUCAUCCAACUGCCCAUGCGCCAAUGAUGCUAAUGACGACACAGCCACCCGGCGGUCCCCAGGCCGCCCUCGCUCAAAGUGCACUACAGCCCAUUCCAGUCUCGACAACUGCGCAUUUCCCCUAUAUGACGCACCCUUCAGGUGAGGCGUGUGUGUGCAGGGGCCGCCGGGGCACCCCAAAGCAUUCUGCUCGCACAGGUGGAAUGGCAGGCAGGGCCAGUGCUUCAAGCCCACAUUUGAGAACUAGCAAGACCCAUCCAGGAGUGUGCACAGGAGGGACUGUGACGAUCAGUUUAGCAUCAGGGCCUGAGGCUUCCGGGAGCCGAGUCUGUGUGUGUUCUGAUGGUAUACAGGAUUUGGCUUGAUGAGAAGCAGCAGCAGCAGCAUUCUGUGUAGCUGAUGCAUGCCUAGGACUCAGUUGGCCUUCCUUGUUAUGAUAGGCUGGACAGGGCAGUGUUUUCCUUCCUGAGUCCCAAAAGUCUGACAUGUGGGGGGUUAUUACCAUGGCAGAGUUUGAUUGUAGCUCUGGAGAAGAUACUGCUGAGAAAGUGCUGUGGAUGGACUGGCUUUGAGUGUAGCGUUAGCCCCAGCCUAUUCCCUGACCAGGGGAGAGCGCCCUGUGAUCGUGCUCUACUACUUGAUGGCUGCCAUGGCGAUACUUCACAGUCUGACCUGUUAUUCUGAAAGCAGUACUGGUGCUUGGCUAAUAUUUGGGGAGGGGGGUUUGUUAAGGCCUUUUUUUCUAACCCAUGAACAAGUCUUCUGGGAGUUUUACCUGAAGUGGUUUUACGUCUGACUGGUUUGUUUCUACCCACCCACCCAACCCUCCCCACUUUGGUGCAGAUGGGAGGGGGGAAAAGUGAAUUCAAUUUUGAGUCUUGUUCAGCUAGCACGAGGAUAGUUUACAAUCAUGUGCUGCAGAGACACUAGGCUGAUGUGUAGUGUUGCCAGUUUUCUGUUUCAAUGUUCGCUUUUCUUUUUACAGUACAAGCCCACCACCAACAGCAGUUGUAAGGCUGCCCUGGAGGAACCGAAAGGCCAAAUUCCUUCCUCCCUUCUACUGCUUCUACCAACUGGAAGCACAGAAAACUAGAAUUUCAUUUAUUUUGUUUUUAAAAUAUA
Messenger RNA from Piliocolobus tephrosceles (Ugandan red Colobus), 5030 nucleotides. RefSeq names its product ataxin 2 (gene ATXN2). Gene Ontology annotation, biological process: cytoplasmic stress granule assembly. The coding region runs from base 44 to 4273 and encodes 1409 amino acids. Lineage: Eukaryota; Metazoa; Chordata; Mammalia; Primates; Cercopithecidae. The transcript has 26 exons. Gene Ontology annotation, molecular function: mRNA binding. The record is from RefSeq and is a predicted model, not a curated record. Gene Ontology annotation, cellular component: cytoplasmic stress granule.